Bipolaris oryzae ATCC 44560 is the source of this 2649-nucleotide messenger RNA. RefSeq names its product glycoside hydrolase family 2 protein. The transcript has a single exon. Gene Ontology annotation, molecular function: hydrolase activity, hydrolyzing O-glycosyl compounds. The record is from RefSeq and is a predicted model, not a curated record. Gene Ontology annotation, biological process: carbohydrate metabolic process. The coding region runs from base 1 to 2649 and encodes 882 amino acids. Lineage: Eukaryota; Fungi; Ascomycota; Dothideomycetes; Pleosporales; Pleosporaceae.
AUGUUGAGCUCAUCUGGGACGCUGUACAACACGUACAGAUUCAUCCUGCUCGGCUUCUUGUUUUCGCUUUGUUUCGAUACAACAUCUGCACAUGUUGUCAAGAAACCGCGUGCGGCUUCAACGGGCCGUGUGCGCUCGUCUCUCAACGCAGAUUGGCGUUUCUCACGUUUCACGUCCAAUCCCGAUGGCCUGAGCUACGAGACUCUGAAGCCAUGGAUUAUGCCUGCUGCAAACGACUUCAUUGUUGGAGAUAAAUACCAGCGCCCUUCUGGCGCUGCACCUGGCUCUAACACCAGCUAUGUGCAGUCGAGCUUCGACGAUGCAAGCUGGGAAGCAGUCACUCUACCGCACGACUGGGCCAUUACCGGAACAUUUGACGCUCCUGGCGUCACUGGCGACCUAGGAUUUCUGCCAAUCAACGGAAUUGGAUGGUACCGAAGAUCAGUUUCAAUUGAUGCUGAGAUUAUUGAUUCAGGAAAGUCCAUCUUCCUGGAUGUCGAAGGGGCCAUGGCCUACGCUGCGGUGUGGUUGAAUGGCCAGCUUGUGGGAGGAUGGCCUUUUGGCUACAAUUCCUUCCGUCUGGACCUUACGCCCUACGCCAAUGCUGGAGCAAACACCCUUGCUAUUCGCUUGGACAAUAAGCUGGAUUCAUCCCGUUGGUACCCCGGUGCUGGAAUUUACCGAGAUGUUUGGCUGGUCACCGUGGAUCCUGUACACGUUGCGCAAUGGGGAACCUACAUCACCACUCCUAGCAUUUCAAAAGCCGAGGCAAUGGUUGAUAUUGUCGUUGAAGUCGAGAACAAGGCCAACAGCAGCCAGAGUGUCGAGGUGACUACUGAGAUCUACGAGCGCGACUCUACAUCCAAGGCAGCCAAGGGCAAUUGUGUUGCGACUUUUCCAACGGCAAACACCGAUGUGGCAGGGAACUCGAAGCAAACUGUAAAAGGUUCAGUUUCUGUGGCAAACCCUAAGCUUUGGGGACCUGCACCGACUCAGAAACCCAACGAAUAUGUUGCCGUUACCACUGUAUCAAUUGACGGAACAGCGGUGGACACCUACGAAACUGUUUUUGGUAUCCGGUCUAUCGCAUACGAUCCAAAUCAAGGUCUUCUGAUCAACGGUGAGCGCAUCUACGUGCAGGGGUCCUGCAACCACCACGAUCUUGGGUCGCUAGGCGCUGCCUUCAACGUACGUGCUGCGGAGCGCCAGAUUGAGAUUCUUAUGGAGAUGGGCAACAAUGCUCUCCGGACUUCGCAUAACCCGCCAGCGCCCGGGUAUCUGGAUCUUGCUGACCGAAUGGGCCUACUAGUCAUGGACGAGAUUUUUGAUACCUGGAAUUACGCCAAGGUAGAAAACGACUUUCAUCGCAUUUUCCAAGAAUGGCAUGAGCCCGACCUUCGUUCAUUCAUCCGUCGCGAUCGGAACCAUCCUUCUAUUAUCUCUUGGUCUGUUGGCAAUGAACUUCGGGAACAAUCCAACGCUACUGGCACUGCAACCGUCAAGAUGCUUCAAGAUAUUGCUCAUGAGGAAGACCCUACUCGAAAAGUUACCAUUGGUAUGAACAAUGCCAAUGCAAGCACUGGAGUUGCUGCAACCAUCGACAUUAUCGGUCUAAACUACCAGGGAGAAGGCAAAGGUGUCUCUUGGCGAAGCUCAUUCCCCGAUUUCAAGAACGCAUUUCCCGAGAAGAUGAUUUGGAGUACCGAGUCUGCUUCUACUAUCAGUUCUCGUGGCAAGUACCUGUUCCCUGUCACUUCCAACAAGAGCGCAGUAAUCGGCGGAGGGCCUGGCGAAGGCGGAGAUCCUGUGACGAAUCAGAUUAGUUCUUACGAUCUCUACGCACCGGAAUGGGCCGCAUCCCCAGACAAAGUCUUCCAAAUGCAAGACAUGCACCCUUAUGUUGCAGGAGAGUUCGUCUGGACUGGAUGGGAUUACAUUGGUGAGCCCACGCCAUAUGCCAAUGUAAGCCGUAGCUCCUAUUUUGGUAUCAUCGAUCUCGCAGGUUUCAAGAAGGACCGCUUCUAUCUCUACCAAUCCCGCUGGAGGUCUGAUCUUCCCAUGGCACAUAUUCUGCCUCACUGGACCUGGCCAGAGGACCGUACUGGCGAGACCACCCCUGUGCACGUAUACAGCUCUGGUGAUGCAGCCGAACUCUUCGUAAACGGUGUUUCUGCUGGUCGCAAGGAAAAGGCAGAAUACGAAUACCGCUUCCGUUGGGAUGAUAUCAAGUACAGUCCUGGCAACGUCACCGUAGUAACUUACAAGGAUGGUGCAGAAUGGGCAACCGCAUCACAAGUUACAGCGGGAUCUGCCGCCUCGCUCAACAUCACUGCAGACCGUUCUACCAUCACUGGUGACGGCUACGACCUUUCUUUCGUCUCUGUGGCCGUACAUGAUAGCCAGGGUACUCUCGUUCCGACGGCCGACCACGCAAUCAGCUUCAAGGUCACAUCCGGCCCUGGUAUCAUUGUUAGCACGGAUAACGGCGACCCAACAGAUCUGGUGCCGUUCCCAAAGACGACAAGGAAAGCUUUCGGCGGUUUGGCGCUGGCUAUUGUAAGGAGUGAGGCUGGUGCAACCGGAGAGAUUGUGGUUGAAGCCACGGCGGAGGGCCUGGAGGGCGGCAGUGUGACUAUUACUGCUGCCUGA